Molecule: messenger RNA, 1665 nt
Organism: Cherax quadricarinatus
Lineage: Eukaryota; Metazoa; Arthropoda; Malacostraca; Decapoda; Parastacidae
Source: RefSeq, a predicted model, not a curated record
GCAGUGAGCAGGUAGGGACGCAACGCUUCUCUUUUUCACACACCUUGAGUGACUCUUUCCAGUAUUUUUGACGUUAUGAAGAGAAUUUGAGACCUUAGACAAUGUUUUACCUCCUCCUUGGGACUCUCUUCCUGUGGGUCUCCUGUGCGGCUCAACAUAGACCAGGGGAGACCAACGGAGAUUCAACCAUCGCAGAGAAAGGAUUGUUUCCUCAUGUCAUCAACUUAGCCACCCGCGCCCGCAUCGCAGCUAAUGCCACCUGCGGCGAGGACGGGCCAGAGGUGUAUUGCAAGCUGACAGAUCACUCUGGGAACCGUGCACCUCAGUGUGGUGUGUGUGACGCACGCUCUCCAGACCCCACCAGGCAACACCCCAUCACCAACGCCAUAGAUGGUACACACUCGUGGUGGCAGUCCCCCACCCUCGCCGCCGGCAGGAAGUACCAGUGGGUCACCAUCACACUUGACCUCGAGCAGGUGUACCAGGUAGCCUACGUGAUCGUGAAGAGUGCAGUGUCGCCCCGUCCUGGCAACUGGGUACUGGAACGCUCCCUGGAUGGUCGCGCCUUUCACCCUUGGCAAUACUACGCCCUCUCUGACGCUGAGUGCCUCACAGCCUUCGGUGUACUCCCCACCCAGGGACGACCCACCUACACCUCAGACACACAGGUCAUCUGCACUUCAUAUUUUUCAAGACUCAAUCCCCUGGAAGGCGGCGAGGUACACACAUCACUAGUGAACGGUCGUCCAGGAUCUGCAGGCCCAUCGGAGGCUCUGCGUCAGUUCACAGAAGCUCGCUAUGUUCGUCUGCGCCUUCAGAAGAUACGCACGCUGCACGGUGACCUGCAGGGACGCUCAUCGCAGUCUGACGCCUCUGUUACGAAGCGCUACUUUUAUUCUAUCAAAGACAUCAGCAUUGGUGGUCGAUGUGUGUGUAACGGUCAUGCUAUCAACUGUGACACUGAUGAACGCAGGCAGCUAGCAAGAUGUGCGUGUGUGCACAACACAUGUGGAGACAAUUGUGACACGUGUUGCCCACUAUACAAUCAGAAGCCAUGGCGGGCUGGCAACUUCAGUGACGGCGGCGUGUGUGAAAAAUGCCAGUGUUAUGGUCAUGCUGACUUGUGCACGUAUGAUGCAGAAGUCUCCAGGAAACGUCUGUCCCUCAAUACAAGAAAUGAAUACGAGGGUGGUGGUGUCUGCCAGGGCUGUCAGCAUGAUACGCAGGGUAUCAAUUGUGAGCAGUGUAAGCAAGGAUUCUACAGACCUCAGGGUGUCUCUCCAGACGCACUCAGGCCAUGUCAGCCUUGCGAGUGUUCUGGUCCUGGAACCACAGGACAUUGUGUCCAAGAUGACUCUCAGUUCAACCUGGGCUUCUUUCCUGGAGCCUGCAUCUGCAAAGACGGAUUCCAUGGACCUCGUUGUAAUCGUUGUGCAAAGGAUAUCGGCACUUCCCACUGUGUGAGCCAUGCCCUUGUGAUCGUGCUGGCUCUCUCAGUGAAGAGUGUGAUGGCGAAUGUGUCUGUAAGGCAAAUGUGGUAGGUCCUCACUGCGACACCUGUGCCCCAGGACACUUCUACCUUGAUCCACGCAAUCCAGCUGGUUGUACAUCUUGCUACUGCAAUGGUGCAACAAACUCAUGUGAUGCAGCUAGAUUGGCUGUCUA